Lepisosteus oculatus (spotted gar) is the source of this 1867-nucleotide messenger RNA. RefSeq names its product phospholipid scramblase family member 5. Gene Ontology annotation, cellular component: plasma membrane. Lineage: Eukaryota; Metazoa; Chordata; Actinopteri; Semionotiformes; Lepisosteidae. The record is from RefSeq and is a predicted model, not a curated record. Gene Ontology annotation, molecular function: phospholipid scramblase activity. Gene Ontology annotation, biological process: plasma membrane phospholipid scrambling.
UUCUGCUUUUCAGCGCAUAGUUUCAGAGAUAAAACAACUUCUAGACAGCAGUUAAUUACAGCAGAGAUAAAACUUCCCAUGAACUUGUCAGCUGUGACUGUGCAGCCAGUUCCCUUCAGGCCACUGGAGAGGGAGAAGCACAUCGAGUCGCUUUUCAGAGCCUUCACUCGAGGGAGGAGGCAUGCCCCAGAGCCUCAAGACACCCCUGUCUCUCGCUCUCUGGGGGACGGACUCUCUCCCCGGCUCACAGAGGACCACGAACAUGAAAACAGCCAAGGGGGUACAGAGAAACGGGCUGCUCUGGAGCUGCACACCCUGAAGGAGGCCGAGCUACGUGCUGGCCUCUCCAGCAUACAGGAGCCAGUGAUGGCAGUGGCUGGAGAAGACCAAGGCCUGGCACUGUUGGAGACUGUGAGCCAGCUGCGUAUCAUGGCUAGGCCAGAGCUGCAAGGUCCACACUGUAAGCCUGGAAGAUCCUACAGUAUCACUACAGGAACCAGGAGUCAAAUCUAUGUAGCUGUUGAAGAGAGCUCUUGUCUUUGUCUGCAGUGUUGCGGUCCUGCGCGCUCCUGCUCUAUCAGGGGGUACAGCCGCCAGGCUCAGGAGGUUUUCCUGCUCGAGAGGCCGCUGAGGGCGGACGCGUGCUGCCUGGGCUGCUGCCUGAUGGAGAUGAGGGCCUUCGGGGCUGACCGGCAGCUGAUCGGCACCGUGCGACAGAGAUGUAUGAAAAUACUUUGCAGAUGGAGUAUGUUCACCCCUCUCCUGGAAAUCUGCGACUUAGAUGGAACAUCAAAUAUCCGAAUCCUGGGCCCAUGUUGUCCGUGCCGCUGCUAUUCCAAUCAGGAGUUUCAGGUGGUGUCAAAAACUGGGGAGAAGCUGGGAAAGAUAUGGAAAAAGUGGCCUGGUUAUAAUGAAGACUACAACAUUGACCAUGAAUACUUUGGGGUAGAUGUGCCUCCAGAAAUGAAUCCAAAAUCUAAACUGCUUUUGCUGGCUGCCACUUUCCUGUUGAACCACAUGUUUUUUGAGAUGAGCUAAGAUGCCUCUAGUGUCUGGAAGACCACAAGGUAAAGCUGUAACAGUAUGAAUCACCAAGAAUCCAGCAUGUGGGACAUCUCGAUAAAUUGGGAAAGAUCGUGUUACCUGUGAAACACUCUUUAAAUGUUGUACAACUACCUACCUAAUGGGCAAGUGGUGUCAAAGACCGGACUGACAUGAAAUCACUUCAUCUGUUUUUAGAACAAAAUAAAAGUGGAAAUUCCAACAAACAGUACUGUAGUACAAUCUACUGUAUCUUUGACAUAAAACUUACUACCAAAUGAACACCUAAUUUGGAGAAAAAUACUUAGUAGUAGAAUAGCAGAAAUUCUGUUAGAAGAUAAUUAAAUAUUUUUGUGUAGGCUGGCUAAAUGGGGUAUGAAGGCUUAUGUAAUUUGUUUAAUGAGGCCACAGUAGCAAGUUCAGGCCCAAUGUACUUCCUUGCCUAGAGAUCAACUGUUUGAAAGCUCUGAGGGAGAACAGGAGAAGUAGAGAUAUUCAACAUCCAAGGAAACAGACACUGAGAUUCUGAAAUAAAAAAAAAAAAACAAAUGCAGGAUUUGAACAAAAAGCCCUUUACAAAAGCCCUUUGCAAUUCACAGUUCAGUGUUAUUUCUAUGCAGAAAAGUAUUUUAAACUAGACAUGUAUGUUCCCAUGGCCUGUUAAUCAUUUUAUGGUAAUUUAUUAGGAUUAUAUACAAGUAGAAUAUUGAUUCAGGGAUCACCAUUACUGUAUUGUAUUAACCCAUGUGUAUUGUUCCACUUGGAAAACCUACAUAUAUUUCUUGUAAUGUUAUUUAAUAAACCAAAUUUUCAAUUUUUCCUUAAA